Molecule: messenger RNA, 5766 nt
Organism: Talaromyces atroroseus
Lineage: Eukaryota; Fungi; Ascomycota; Eurotiomycetes; Eurotiales; Trichocomaceae
Exons: 4
Coding region: 1-5766 (1921 amino acids)
Molecular function (GO): protein binding
Source: RefSeq, a predicted model, not a curated record
AUGGCUACCUCUUUCCAAGCUCACGUCCACCACUCUUUUGAAGUCCCCUCUUCGGACUUACUUCUCAACCCUCGAGGUGUCCCCAGCCUCACCGGGACCGGGAGACAUUCCAUUGGCUCCCAGCAUGGCCCGCGCAAGUCCAGCGGCGAGGGCAAUUCAACUCUCGCUAAUCUUGUGCAAUCACUGGGACGCAGAGGCAGCAGUGAGUUGAACUCAGCUAAAAUCAUCGGCGCGGACUAUGAGGCAAUUCUCGACUGGAUCCGCGCGGAGCGAAUGCGAAAGCUACCUCCGGAGGGCAGUAGUUAUGAUAAAGUCCUUGUCUGGGCGCGCUUGUUUGUAGAACGACUGCACACGUUUGAUUCGGCAAUUCAGUAUUUUGAAGGAGACAGCCGCAUGGCGGCGGAGUUAGCAUACAUUCACUGUGCGAGCCUUCUCGAGUUGGGAGAUGAAAAUUCUAGUGCUCUCUUGGAUGUCUUUGGUUUCUUCUAUCGUUGCUCGACCGGUCUGGAGAACUUACUUCACCGAACGGAGUUGUUCAUAGUCUCGCAGAGUAUCAAGGACCAGCUGAUUCUCGCUUUGGCAGACCUGGUUACCUUGGUCGUCGGAGUAGCAACCCACUGUCAUCGCUCUCUUGGCAGUUUGGCCUCAGGAUCUGUGUCGAUUGAUAUCUAUAGUCCUUUCACUGCGUCUAUCAAGAGCUUCCGCGCUCGAUGUGAGCAUGUCUCGGAGAUGAUGUGGAGGCAUCAGCUGCUGGGAGCGGGUUUCCAUGAGGACAAGGUGACUCAAGUGAAGACGGUCAAAAACUGGCUGGAACCUGAAGAUCCCGUUUUGAGCAAUAUUACCGAAUUUACUGCGCAUUUUGCGCAGGAAAGAGAGGAGUCGACCUGCCUGUGGAUGGCACCGUAUCUGACUCGAUUCCUCAAGAGUGAGCAAAAGACCUUGUCCAUCUCCGGCAAGCCGGGAUCUGGUAAGACCAUCCUAGCGACGGUGAUCAAUGAUUACCUGCAACAUCCUACCGGAGGGGUCAUGUACAAGUCCAUAUUUGUACCGAUCAAUGCACGUAUCCCUGCCAACACGACGCCGCGCGCAACGGCAAAGUCUAUUCUUUCUCAACUGUUUUCGGCGCGUAUCGGGAACGUGCAGCUUUAUGAAAUCCUCUCGGAUGCAUAUGACCACUGCCGGAAGUCAACUACCGAGGAGCAGUACGAUAAUGCCAUCUGGCAUGCACUCGGACUCGCCCUCCAAGCCAAUCUGAAGGGUUCGCAGGAACUCGUCCUUGUCGUCGAUGGAGCGGACGAAGCCAGCUGCGGACAGACUGCUCUAGUCAAUCGGCUCAGAGAUGCGACCUUGAACGCGUCCAAUCUGAAGCUGAUUAUACUUGGGACACAAAAGCAGGAGACCUCUACUACACACACUGCAGUGCAGCUUACUCCGGAACUGAUCUUCGAUGAUGUUGCCGCGGUCGUCCGGAAGAUCUUCCAGUCCUGCUCUGCAUUUUGCGAGCUGUCCGAAGAACAGCAGGAGGUAACCGUAAUCCAAAUCGCAGAAACUUCCGGUGGCUCCUUUUUGUGGGCUAAGCUGGCCGCGAAAAGGAUUAAGGACGAACACGCGCCUCACGGACAGGACUUUGUGAAAGCUGUUGACGCGUUAGCCAAGGCAGGGCCCUCUAUCACGGACCUUGUCGUUCAUCGACUUGACUCGAAAGUGUCGGAGGAGGCAAAGAGAAUGAUGGUUUGGCUCGCCACUGCUAUACGCCCUCUGACGCUACGCGAGUUGUCUACGCUUCUGUCCGUUCGAGUGGAUAAGCAAACCAUCGUAGAUGUAGGGGUCGACCCGCUCAUGCUCCUGCGACCACUCGCAUCUCUGGUCUUCUGCCAAAAUAACAUGGUCUCCUUGCGGCAUGGACAGAUCCGCACAGCCAUAAUAGACACCGUCAACAAAGGCAAAUUGUUCUCGACACUUGGGGAUAGGCAUGUGGAUCUCGUCCGCAGGUUGCUUCUCUAUGUCAAGCUAAAUGUGACCGAUGAGGACGAAAUCUCCGAGACUCCCGUAAGCUUACAGAGGACGUCCAAACUACUGGAGCGGUUUCCACUCCUGGAUUUCGCCCUCCGGUACUGGGUGGCUCAUAUGAAAACCGCACUGGGGACUGAGACAGAUCAGCAGAUUCACACAGUGGGAAAGGAACUUGGCCCAUUCAUCCCCACCAAGCCAGUUGCACCACGGCUAGAGAUGACUUUAUGGCAAGCAAAACCAACUCCGGUGCUUCUGUCCUGGCACAAUCUCCAGACUUCGCUCUACCGGCAGACGCUCACAGUCGAUCAUCCGGCAACGCAGCAGGCGAUCAUCUGCCAAGUACUCUUCUACCGCGAGAUACGAGAUAUAAUGCCUACUGAAGCGAGCCAUAUCUUCUACCAUGCGGCGAUCAUAUGUCAAAAGGCGCUUUCCAGUCAGCACGUCAUCACGCGGAGAAUGAUCCAGGAUUUCCUCGAGAGCACCACCAAUGAAGUCACCAACUCACGAACGGAGAUCAUGAUCAGGCGGACUGAGAUGCUCCAGCUCCUUGUUGAAUGCUACAAGGUGCAGUACGGACAGAAUAGCAGCAUCGUCAUUUCGACAUUGACUCAACUGGUGGAGCAUUUGAAGUACAUUAAGGAAGAACGCAAAGCGCAGCAAAUCGCAACUUCACUGCAAACGAGUCUCACGGAGACUGCUACUUCACAGUCGACUACGUCACACCAGUCCGACGGAUCGUUGCUGGUUCAUCUCCAUGGUCGAAAGCCUAGUGUUCAGGAAGGCACAACUUUUGCUCUGGACGACAUCGAAACCGAUGAGCCUAUCUCCCAGACAAUGAACAGUCAGAGCUCGCUGUACAGGGAGAUUGAGAGCCACAUGCGGUCGAUCAAAGAGGAGACAGCGAGCUGGUCCGAGCGCACAUCUAUGGAGUCGAAUUUUCAGGAAAUCAUCUCCAGCACAUCCGCCGCGAGCUCUUCUUCUAUCGCAGCGGCUCAGAAGCUUGUAGAAAUGUACUUGUCCCGUCAUCAAUGGCGAGACGCAACAAAGGCUCUGAAGGCGAUUCUGCUCCGUGUUUGGCCGUCCUUUUUCACUCCAUCGGCCCAAGACGUGGAGCUUCCAUCAGAGAACGUUGGUCAUUGUAUCGACCUGGCAGAGCGCCUCAGGAACUGCUAUCGCUUCAGAGGCCGUUCAGCAAAAUCUGAGGAUGUCUCCCUUCGUCUUUAUUACAGCAUGCGGCGAGGCCGUCCCAUUGAAGAUGGGCUGCGAGAGCGAUUCACAAGGGACCUUCUGCAUUUGUAUGAGCGUAAAUCUCAGACUGACAAGCUGAUCCGCAUCCAUCAGGAUAUACUCGACGACUUAACGAAGCAAUCUAAAGAAGAUCAUCCUGCGGUCCUUCAAGAGCUUCGGACAUUGGCGGGCCUUACACGGCCGCGCUCAGCUGCCGUCGGCUACCAUCGCCUAAUUGUCCGGAUUCUGAACAAGGACUCCAAGACUUGUCAUCCGGACGCUUUUGAGUCUCUUCUCAUAGUAGCAACAGAGCUUUUGGGCCAGGGGCAAUACUUUGAAACACGCGAGUACUGGGAAACAUUGUUCAAUACCCUCCGGCACCCGAACAUCAACCCGAAGCUUCAAGACCAGGAAUUCGUCAAAUCAGUCUAUGAGCUGUACACGCAGUGUUUGCGUAUGACCCGCGCAGGGCUCCAUGUGAUACACGAUGUGACAGUUCAGUAUCGCAGCAUUUGUCAAACUAGAUUUGGAGCCACUGCCUCGAUCACCAUUCAGUCUACGAACAAAUUGCUGGAGAUUUGUCUGGAAUCCAAGCGAUACGAAGCCGAAGCUGUCCAAUUGUGCGAACAACUCCUCAAUACUCAAUCCAGUGAGGUUGAUAUUGACAAAGAGGGGCUCCAAGCAAUACUGGACGCUCAUUAUGAGGAGCAGUACACAUCAAUCGCGUCGGCCAGCGCAGAAUCUGUCUCCUCAGAGCAGCUACAACGAGUGAUCACCAUCCGACAGGAUCGCCUGUCAACUUUGCGGUCUACCUACGGAUGGGCCCACGAGGCAUCCCUGUCUGAAAUGAAAGAGCUGGUCCCCCUGUAUACCAAACGAGGGGAGGUGCAAACCGCCGUAUCGCUGCUCCAAGAAGCAACUCUCCAGAUUGUUUCGAAGGAAACCUCUGCAACCAAACUCGCUACUUCCGCGCAAACCAUUGCGUCCAGCUUCAUCUCGAUUGGUCAGGUCCAACAGGCAAAGGAGCUCUCCGAGGAGCUCUACCGUGAAAUUGUGAUCAAGGAAACCGGCGCCACGGAUUCUGUCUUGCCUCGCGGCGGCCGUCAGAGCUUGGUCUUCCUCGCACACCUUCAGUACACUCUUCGAGAACAAAGAGAGGUCUCGCUCACGGUAAGCGAUAUUCAUUCGGCCCUGUGUGCUGAGUACGUCUACUUUGAGCGAUACCGAUCAGAGGCUCGCUCCAAGUCCAGUACUCUGGAUACCAUAGUAGCCAUUGCUGCUCGUCUGUAUGGACUUCUUCGCGCCAGAAGCCAGGUGUCGACGGCCGCCCGUCUUGUAGAGGACCUCGCAAACUUCUUGGUCACGUCUCAGAAGGAAAAAGUCCAGAUGAGCUUCGGCGAAGCCAGGGUCUUUAUCGGCACUCUUUUAGAUUACUUUAGCGUAUAUACCACUAAAAACUUCUUGCAGUCCGUGGCCAUCGCGGGCUACCGCGGUGUGACACAGUACCUCGCCACAAGAGAUUACCAGGCUGCCUGUAAUCUCGCUGUGGCCGCUUUCAAGUACAUCCAGGCGCACAAUGGGUUCUCCUCCUCGCUAAGCGUCGUCAAGCUGCUUUUCAAUCUAGGUCUAACCAUCUCCGGUCAGAAUCUGGAGCCGCGUCCAGAUUCUACAACAAGAAAGCAAAUGCUCAGCGCCUCGUCCACCAUCAUGAGCCCCACACUGGCAUACUGCAAGCAAGCCAACAUCGACCUCACCCAACUGGACCAUGUGACACUGAACAAGCUGAUCAAGCUUUUAGACGCACAAAGGGGUUAUGCGAAUCUAGCCUGGCUCCUGACGGGACUCUGGGAUAAUCGUGACAAGCACCCGCCCUCGCAGGAGGAGGCAACAUACACACUCGCCCUAGGACGUAUGCUCGUCAUCACCCGCUAUCUGAUGGGCGAGUACAUGGCCGCCAUCCGUCUGGCCGAGGACAUCGUAUACAACUGCGUCCGUGUACAUGGCCCCCAGCAUCCGAGCAGUGAUGAGAUGACCGUCCUCCUAUCACGGAUGUACGCCAGCGUGGCACAGGGAUAUCAGGACCGAAAGGAGCACCGCGAACUCGCAUACCGGUACUACAAGAAAGCCGCGGCGCUGCAUGAGAACGCGCUCCGAGCCUUCGUCGAUCCUACCUCCUUAGCUUCCCCAGCGAUAGAUUCAGGAACCAGCUCACCUAGCUCUGAAACUGGCCCGCCUAGCCCCGGCGAGAGAUCGGAGGAAUCGGGCAAGUAUGUCCGGCAGCACCUGCAUCUGCUCAAGCUAGCGGUGGAACGUUUGGGCAAUUGGCCUAAGGACUAUAAGGAAUAUGAAAGCCUGAAUUCCGCUCUCUUCCAGGCAUUUGGAGACGAUCUCAAGGGCAUUGAAGGCGUAGACAAGUGGAAUCUGAAGGAAUUUGGUUCUGGUCGCGCGGAAGCCAGCGACGAUUUGAUUUCACACAAGUCACAUCCAGCAUUCGGUCUGGGUGAGCGCUUCGCGAUUGCUGUUUGA